AUGGGCUCCUUCAGAGAUCAGGCGCAACGGUUGCGCAUUUCGGCACUUCUGAAGUGUUUAGUGGCGGCGUGUGUCUUCCUUCAUCUCUGUUCGGUUUAUAACUGGCUGCCGUCACAAGGCCAUAUUGCACAAGGUGAGACAGGCCAUACAACGAAGAAUUCAACGACUGUGCAUUUCACUGACGUUCAACAUUCUUCUGCUAUCGCAGACAUGCUACUACCGACAUCCUCGCACUUCAUGGUACCGAGCCGGAAUUGGACCAUCGAUGAUCGGAAUAUUGUUGUAGCAAAGACGAGGGACGAAAACGUCGAGUGGCUUCUACCGUUUUGCGAAGAGUAUCUUUGCAAACCAUUUGUUUAUACGAUGGAUCAAGAGCCCGAGGAAGGACUCCUCGUUCCACAAACCACCCAGGGCCACGAGGCCGCCGCUUAUCUAUCCUAUAUCGUCACCAACUAUGACCAACUCUCUCCUUACACAAUCUUCAUACACGCCAACGAGGACCAAUGGCACAACGAACUCUUCGGCUCCAAAACAUCAACAGCUCUGCGCUUCCUGCGCUACGAAUCAGUCGACGCCAACGGAUUCGUAAAUCUGCGAUGCACCGGUAUACCCGGCUGCCCCAAUACUCUAGUACCCGUCCACCGCGAACCGGUCGAUGAUGAAUACGCCUAUGUGGCCGACAAGUUUUUCGAAUUAUAUUCUUAUCUGCUACAAGUUCCCAUAGACCAAGUGCCGGAAGUCGUGGGCCAUCUGUGCUGUGGCCAGUUCGUCGUGACGAGAGACCAGAUUCGAUCCAGACCGAAGGAGGAUUACGAGCGUAUUCUGACGUGGGCUGCCACGACAGACUUUACAGAUAGUUAUGGGAUUGGCUGGACCGUUGAGAAGAUCUGGCAUGUUUUGUUUGGACGCGAAGCGGUUGACUGCCCACGCCUCGAACAAUGCCGAUGCGAUAACUAUGGCUGGUGUGGGCCCCUGCCAGAUGGCGAAAUUCUAAUUCCCAUCAUGCCUCAUUCUUCGUAA
Messenger RNA from Talaromyces atroroseus, 1020 nucleotides. RefSeq lists its product as hypothetical. Lineage: Eukaryota; Fungi; Ascomycota; Eurotiomycetes; Eurotiales; Trichocomaceae. The record is from RefSeq and is a predicted model, not a curated record. The transcript is spliced from 3 exons. The coding region runs from base 1 to 1020 and encodes 339 amino acids.